AUGCCUCCCAAUUGGAUAGUCGUCGACGAUCACGACCGCCAAAUAGCCUACUCGGGUGACUGGGACGUCCUCGAAGGCUCGAGUCGGCAGUGGGGAGGAGCUGUUCAUGCUACAUCUGAGGAGGGUGCCAGCGCAACGCUAAUGUUCAAGGGAACAGGCAUCGCUGUUGUAGGAACCAUUCCCGCCGGCUCAGGUGCCCAACAAUGGUCGAUAACCAUCGAUGGCGGCUCUCCGACUAUCAUCGAACGCCCAGGACGCGCUCGUGACGAAUACGACGACUGGCUCUUCAGAAGAGAUGACCUCGAGCCGGACCCUAUCCACACCAUCGUCGUUUCCAACGCAGGCGGCCAGCUUCCUCUCCAUCUCGACAAGUUCGAGUUCCUCCCCCCUGAAACGGAUGUUUUCCCUGAUCCCAUAUAUCCUCAAAGUGGACAGGCGUCUGAACCCACACCCUCCCUUUCUGAGCCCUCGAGUUCGGAUGUCACCCGGAGAGUCUCCACCGUGACCGGUUCAGACGGAGUCGUGGUUACGCAAACUCAUGUAAUUGAGUUAGGUUCGAAGGGGGUUCCAGUAGGGGUCGUCGUUGGUGUCGUUGUUGGAAUUAUCUCCUUUCUCUUACUGCUGGGAAUCGGUAUAGUCCUGUUCGUUCGAAGAAGUAGGAGACGAAGGAAGGAGGCGACCAUGGGGAUACCUGGGCCAGAUUCGUCAUCAACAAGCCCUAGAGAAGGCGGAGUCAACCCGUUCCAGAUAUCUCCCUCCCAACUUGAGGCAAUCCCGCCACCAUCAGCGAAGACAGUCGUACCAGCGAGCGUCGAGAGCCAACCUCUGGGAGGAUCUGAGAGUCCUGCCACCAACGCUGGCCCGAGUCCGCCUUCGCAUCCGACGUCCGUUGCUCUUCAGGAUGUCAGUGUCUCUGGAUCUUCUGAGAAAGACGCAUACCACGACCGAACGAAUGCUCCUGUCAUUUCCAACGAUCCACCCCCAGCCUACCAAGCUUCACACGACGACUUGGUUCAAAGCCAAGAGACUGGGGCAAUGUCAAGAGCUUUCUUCACCCAGUGUCUACACUGUAACAGUGACGUUGGGCUUUUCAGUAUGCAAGGUCUCGCAUAUCGGAAAUCGAAGCGCAUAGCCAUCACCCUUGUCUGGUUGGGAACUCUAAACGUCUCAGGCGACUUCAAAUGGAUACGUUACUGGCAACCUUGCCCAGACAUGAUGAUGUUCCCGCAAUCUCUUAUCAGGUCCCACUCGCACCGAUAUCCCGCCGCUCUUCCGGAACGACGUGUUCGAGAACCCAUUGUCCUUCCUUCCCUGCGGAGCCUAACUCUGAGCAUGCAUGACACCGUGGCGGAUACCUUCGAACCUCUUCUAUACCUUAGAGUUCCGUCGCUAAACUCUCUUCACCUGAAACGACUCGGAGAUAAUCCGUUCUUAGCGCCCGUUGAUGCACAGGAUGGAAUUCUGUCCGAGACGAUCGCCUCUCGGGUGCUGGGUACUUCUCGCCCUGUCUUGAGGUGGGUUUACGCCGAUAUCAUGGGUGACAAGGACAAUAUCAGGCGGAAUAAAGAAGAGAUGCUUCGUCUCAAGCCCUCGCUGGAGUUUCUCGAGUUCGGUUUUAUGUCUGUUUAG
Molecule: messenger RNA, 1629 nt
Organism: Coprinopsis cinerea okayama7#130
Lineage: Eukaryota; Fungi; Basidiomycota; Agaricomycetes; Agaricales; Psathyrellaceae
Exons: 8
Coding region: 1-1629 (542 amino acids)
Source: RefSeq, a predicted model, not a curated record